Molecule: messenger RNA, 1332 nt
Organism: Fonsecaea multimorphosa CBS 102226
Lineage: Eukaryota; Fungi; Ascomycota; Eurotiomycetes; Chaetothyriales; Herpotrichiellaceae
Exons: 2
Coding region: 1-1332 (443 amino acids)
Cellular component (GO): cytoplasm; nucleus
Molecular function (GO): zinc ion binding
Source: RefSeq, a predicted model, not a curated record
AUGGCUGAUUCCGAAGCUCCAACGGUCGUUCAUGCCGACCCCAAUGAGACCGGAGUCUAUGAGAUCGAAAGUUUAUGUAUGAACUGUCGCGACGAGGGUAUAACCAGGAUCCUCCCUAUUAAAAUUCCGCAUUUCAAGGAGAUCCUUCUCGAAUCCUUUUCCUGCGAUCACUGCGGUUGGAAGAACAACACGGUCAAAAGCGCAGGACAGAUCCAAGAGAAGGGAGCAAAAUUCACUUUCAGAUUGGACAAAAUGGCAGACUUCGAGAGACAGAUUGUUCGCGGUGAUACAGGCAUUUUCCGCAUCGAAGAUCUCGGCCUCGAGACGCCACCUGCUCCAGGCCAAUUCACCAAUCUUGAGGGCAUGAUCACCAAAAUCAAAACAGACUUGGAGAGUGACCAACCAGCUAGGAAGGAGGUGAAUCCUGAUUUGUAUAAUUCUCUUGAAAGAGUCAUUCAAAAGCUGGAGAAUAUGUUACAAGGCAACAGUUUCCCAUUCACUGUGUCGCUCGACGAUAUCUCGGGUAACUCGUUUAUCGAACCGUCCCCAGACGACAAGGGCCCUAAAUAUUCCCGGACGGACUACCUCCGAAGCCACGAGCAGAAUGUACAGCUGGGCCUGGUGGUCGAUGAUGAUGCAGCAGAAGAGGGCGGCGGAAUGGAAGGCGUCGAUAUUGUUGACAAUGAAGUUUACGAGCUACACGCCGAGUGCCCUGCCUGUGGAAAGCCCUGCACAGUCAACAUGAAAAAGACCAAUAUUCCCCAUUUCAAGGAGGUCAUCAUCAUGGCGACUGUCUGUGAACACUGUGGCUUUAGGACGAGUGAUGUCAAAACUGGCGGUGCAAUACCGGAUAAAGGAAAGCGCAUCACGCUGGACGUUAAGACGAUUGAGGACAUGUCCAGAGAUAUUCUGAAGUCGGAGUCCUGCGCUUUGAAAAGUCAAGACCUUGGUUUGGAAGUCCAACCCGGCACCCUUGGAGGGCGUUUCACUACGGUCGAGGGACUGCUCACCCAAGUGCGUGACCAGCUUCACAGUCAAAUAUUUGAUGUGGGAGAUGAAGAUCUUGCGGGAGGAGACUCAAUGACAGCAGACACACGGUCAAGGUGGGACAACUUUUUUGCCAAGCUCGACGCGGCUAUCGCAGCCAAAUUCCCCUAUUCUAUCACCCUUGAGGACCCGUUGGCGAACUCAUUCGUGCAGUUGAAUGCGGACCCGGGCAAGGAUCCACAAGUCAGAGUCGAGGAGUACGAGCGGACGGACGAGGAGAUGGAGGAUCUAGGGUUGAAGGAUAUGAAGACUGAGGGUUACGAAAGGCAGGCCCAACAAUCAUGA